AUGUCUAUAUCAACUACACAUAAAAAUAAUCGUACAAAAUAUACUGAUGAUGAUGAUAGUGAUUAUUACAGUCAAACUAAUGGUUAUUCAAUGAGUAAUAAAGUUAAAUAUUUAACACCAAGAAAAUAUCAUUUACAACAACAUACACAAGGAUCUCCUGGUUUUUCAAGGACAUCUACUGAUGAUGAAGUACAAUCAGAUAAAAAAAUAGAACAUACAUUAACACCAUCAAAAUAUCGUCUUAGACAAUUCUAUUCAUCUUCAUCGAAUCAUAAUAAUAAAGUACAUAAUCGUCAAUACCAACAAGUAUCUUUUGAAGAUAUUGAUCAAGAUCGUACUGAAAUAUCGUAUGAAAAAUAUCCUAUUAUUAUGGGAGAUUUUAUAUUAACUAAAAAACCAAUUGAAAAUCAUAAUGUUUAUAAUUAUCAACCUAAACAUAGACCAGCAUCAUAUAUAUACAAAGGUACAUUGAAUAGUUCGGAAAUUCAAGAACGUGCAUCAAAUAGAAUGAAACAAUUUAUUCAACAACGAAAUCGUACUUUAUCAUCAAAUUCUAUACAAAAUGAAAAAUAUAAUUCAAAUAUAUCGUCAAUAUACAAUAAUAUUGAUGAUCAAUAUCAAUCAUCUAUUCCUGAUAAUGAAUUUUCAUCAACAAUGAUGCCAUCUUCAAAUAUUGUUCGAUCAGCAACAAAUGAUAAUUUACAUGAUGUUGUAUUCGAAUGUUUUCGUCAACAGAAUGAUUCAUUGUCUAAAUUUUAUCGAUCACCAUUAUCUACUUCAGAAAAUUUUGAUGAGAAAAUUCCAUCAAAUUCAUAUACUUACUUUUCAACAGAACCAGAGAGUAUAUAUUAUUUUGGGCAGGGAUCUGAAUAUUAUCCAACAGAUGACGAAGAAGACUCGUCUAAUGAAGACUCAAUCUGUAUAUCGUUUGGGCGUGGUGUAGAACCAAAUCCAGUAUCCAAUUCACCAUUAAUAGAACAACCAGCACUAAGAGUAGAACAACCAAUACCAAUAAUCCAACAACCAACAACAGUGUUAAAAUCAUCAACUUUCACUACUCACGUCAAUUAUAAUAAUAAUAACUUAGCUGAUGUUAUUCUUCAAGAAGUAAUCGAAGUUGGAACAUCUACUAGUAGUCUUGAGCGAGCUCAAAAACUGUUAAAUACAUUGAGGAAUAAUCGAAGUUCUUCUUUCCAACGAAUAUAUUUAAAUAAUCGAGAAUCAAUACUUACAAAUCAAAGUUUUCGUAGUAAAACUGAAAUAUAUGGAGUUAAUAAAGAAGCGACAAAUUAUGAAAAUGAUUACGAAAAUGAUAUGGAUCAUUAUUUAACAAAUCAAAAUUCAACACGUGCUGCUAAGAGUACAUCAUCAGCAAUUCAUUCCUAUAUGAAUGUAAAGAAAUCUACUAAUUAUCCAAUGGAUACUAUAAACAACAAUCAAUCAUCAAAACAAUCAUUACAAACUUCGUAUAAUAAAGCCCAAAGUCAUCGAUCUACUCCUGAAUCUUCAUUAGAAAGGCAAACAUUACAUGAAACAAAUUCACUUACUCAUAUACAACCAAUCGAAUAUGAAAAUGUUAUUAAUAAUAAUGAAUAUGAAUCAAGUUUAUCUAAAAAAUCAAAAAAAAGUCAUCGAUCACAUCGAAGUGCAAAACCACCAACAAAACCCACUGAAACAGGUGAUGGUUCACACAUUAUUGAUACAAAUCUGAUACCUCGUCGACCAUCUUCAACACCACCAACUGAUUUAGAUGAUGAAAUAAGAAAAGAUAGAGAACGUCAUAAUAGACGUCCACCAUAUCCAAACACACCACGACCACAUCGUGGUAAUCGACCCGAUGAUAAAUACGAUUCUGAUACAAUGUCUGACAAUAUUGAUCGAAUUCCUAAACCAACAGUUGAUCCAAAAAAAUCGAAACUUAUUGAUGGAAGUACACAAUCUGAAGAAAAACCAACACGAAAUAUUGGUACAAUGCAUGAUCCAAUUGAAACACGAAAUUUUGGUAAUGAAGUACAACCACAAACAUCAUCAACCCAAACAUCAUUUCCAAUACAUAAAAAACCACCAAAACCAACCUAUACUUUUAUAGAACGACCUGAACCUCCUGAACCAAUAUAUGAUGAAUCUUAUCCUGAUUCAAGAAUAUGUGACCGACCACAACAUAUACCUAGAGAUGUAUACUAUGAUCUAUAUGAUACAAGACCUCAUGAACCUAAUGAACGUCGGUCUCCAUCACCAUCACCAUCACCACCACCACCACCACGACAAAAAGUUGAUUAUAUCUAUGAUGGACAUUAUCGUCCAUACCAUCAUACACCAUAUAAAGAACCAUCACAUUAUCAUCAAAUUUCAUCAGAAGAUUAUCGUCGUUGUCAAGAGCGCCAUACUCAUUCUCCACCACCACCACCACCAUCAAUAAUACGUCAUACUACUCCUCUACCAACUCAUGAUCAUAUACUAAUACCAACACAUCGAUCACGUAUAUCAUUAUCACCACACCAUCGAUCUCGUAAAACAUCACCACAACAUCGAUCUCAUACUCCUACACCUUCACAUCGUGUUCGUUAUGUUUCACCAAGUCAUCGACCACGUUCGGCUACUCCACGUCAUCGACCACAAAUGCAUUCACAAGAAACAGAUACCAGUCUUGAUGCAAUGAGAAAACAACAUCAUACAGGUGUUCAAUAUGAACCACGAUCAACACAAGAAAAAGGUACAACACCUAGUUUACGAACAAGAAAACCAAUAACAAAUCAACGUUUAACAACAUUCGAUUCAUCAAUAUAUCGUCAACAAAAAUAUCCUACACCAUAUUCAACAUUAACUAAAGACUAUGAUCGUCCACGGAAAACUCAUUGUAUGCCACCAACAAUUUAUGAUGAUUAUGUAGAAGACUAUGAUCGAUAUGAAUAUGAAGAAGAAGAAGAAGAAGACGACGAAACACCUUCAAUGCAUGAUCAAUCAACUAUGGCUGAACUAAUUGUUUAUCUAGAUCAUUAUACACAAUGUGAAUCACAACCAUUUAUGGCUGAUCGUUAUAUUCAAACAACACCAACAGUAGAUGACAAUGAACAAAGAAGUAUACCUGAUUAUACUGACGAAUCAUUUAUUCGACAAUUACCACGUAGUGGUUCAAUAUCUAUUCAACAACCAAUUAUUAUACAACCAGAUUCAUUACCACGUCGACGUCAACCAAAAUCAUCUCCAACACGUCCUAAACGUGAUGGUCUUGAUUAUACGGGAAAUAAUCUUGAAGUUUCACUUCAUCAUGGUCUACAACGAGUAUCAUCUAUACGAGAUUCACCUUUACUUAAUAUUGGUACUGAAAAUGUUUUAAAUCAAUCAACUGCACAUGAAUAUGUUACUCCAUUUGAAACACGUUUUAUAUAUGAAUCAGAUAGUUCAUCAACAUUAAGAUCGAGAAGUAAUGGUUCAGUUAUUGUACCUGUUCUUAAUUCAGCACGAACUCAUAUAUUUACUAGAAGUCCAGCACGUCAAUCAAGAAGUAAUGGAAAUUUUUAUCUUUCAACUGCACCACCACCACGUUCAACAAAUUCGUCAUUACGUAUUAAUAUAACUGAUAAAUCUUAA
Molecule: messenger RNA, 3591 nt
Organism: Rotaria sp. Silwood2
Lineage: Eukaryota; Metazoa; Rotifera; Eurotatoria; Philodinida; Philodinidae
Source: the annotation of a GenBank genome assembly